Drosophila persimilis is the source of this 2215-nucleotide messenger RNA. It is a transcript of the gene Uba2, whose product is annotated as SUMO-activating enzyme subunit 2. Gene Ontology annotation, biological process: protein sumoylation. Gene Ontology annotation, cellular component: SUMO activating enzyme complex; cytoplasm. The coding region runs from base 29 to 2122 and encodes 697 amino acids. NCBI's taxonomy places the organism in Eukaryota, Metazoa, Arthropoda, Insecta, Diptera, Drosophilidae. The record is from RefSeq and is a predicted model, not a curated record. Gene Ontology annotation, molecular function: SUMO activating enzyme activity. The transcript has 4 exons.
CAAACGAAAAAGCUUAAUUAAAUAGAAAAUGGCUGCAGCUAUCGAUGGUGUUCUCCCAGGCACAUUGCAGGAGCUGGUAAAAAAGUCCAAGGUGCUGGUUGUUGGCGCUGGCGGGAUCGGCUGCGAGGUCCUCAAGAACCUUGUGCUCAGCGGCUUCAACGACAUUCAAAUUAUCGACUUGGACACCAUUGACCUGAGUAAUCUCAAUCGGCAAUUUCUUUUUCAUCGCGAACACGUGGGAAAAUCAAAGGCCCGUGUGGCACGGGAAACUGCUUUGAGCUUCAAUCCGGAUGCAAAGAUAACUGCAUACCAUGAUAGCGUCACAUCCUCCGACUACGGUGUCAGCUUCUUCCAGAAGUUCGAUGUAAUCCUCAGCGCUCUGGACAAUCGUGCUGCCCGCAAUCAUGUGAAUCGCAUGUGUCUUAAUGCUGAUGUUCCUUUGAUCGAGAGUGGCACCUCGGGCUACAAUGGUCAGGUGGAGCUGAUCAAGCGGGGCCUCACCCAAUGCUACGAGUGCACACCCAAGGAGAAGCAACGCAGUUUUCCCGGCUGCACCAUACGCAACACGCCCUCGGAGCCCAUCCACUGUAUUGUGUGGGCCAAGCAUCUCUUCAAUCAACUGUUUGGAGAAUCUCUCGAUGAUGAGGACAUUUCUCCAGACGCUGCCGAUCCGGAUGCCCAGAGUGUCCCCCAAGAAUUCGAUGCAGGCGCAGGUGGAGACGGUGAGGCGAAGAUCAGCAAAGAGAAAACUCUAACGGAGGAGGGUACGAACAAUGGCAAUGUUGUGCGCAUCAACACCCGCCAGUGGGCCAAGGAUUGCGACUACGAUGCUGCGAAGCUCUUCAACAAGUUCUUCGAUGAGGACAUCAACUACUUGCUGAAAAUGUCUAAUCUGUGGACCUCGCGAAAGGCCCCAGUGCCCGUUUCUUGGGACACACUUGUGCCCGAAGGGACGACUGAUAUCCAGCCAGAGUUCGCACGGCAGCAUCACAAGGUCUGGACCGUGGAGGAGUGUGCCCAUGUCUUUGCCAAUACGCUCAAGGAGCUGAGCGCAUCAUUCCUCAAACUAAAGGCUGAUGAAACUCUUGUCUGGGACAAGGAUGAUCAGCCGGCAAUGAACUUUGUGGCCGCCUGCGCCAAUGUGCGCUCCUACAUCUUUGACAUUGAGCGAAAGUCAAGAUUUGAAAUCAAGUCGAUGGCAGGGAAUAUUAUACCCGCAAUUGCCACCACCAAUGCGAUUACUGCUGGCAUCUCUGUGAUGCGAGCCUUCAAUGUCCUUGAGGCCAAAUGGGAACAGUGCAAGGCCGUCUAUGCCCGUCUUCGCCCCAAUGGACGCGGCCAAUUCCUUGUCCCAGAUGCCUCCUUGGCAGCACCCAAUCCCAGUUGCUAUGUCUGCUCCCUAGAUCCGGCCAUUACCCUCCGCAUCGAUACCAAGCGUGUUCACAUUAAGGAGCUACGCGACGAUGUACUGAUUAAAACACUCAACAUGCUCCAUCCAGAUGUGGUACUGGUGGGCUCUAACUCUAUUUUGAUCUCUUCGGAGGAGGGUGAAACGACAGAUAAUGACGACAAGCUGCUGUCCGAAAUGAACGUUGUAGACGGCGCAAUCCUGAACUGUGAUGAUUUUCAUCAGAACUACAGUCUAAGCGUAAUAAUAUCGCAUUUCGAUGCAGAGCGAGACGAUUCUCUCUUCGAGGUGUCUGCCGACUCAAAGCAGUUGCAACCCAAAGAGGAGGAGCAAAAGAUGCCGGACGAUGAAACCGACAAAGGAAAGGAAGCACGAAAACGUUCUGCCAAUGGUGCAGAUGUUGCUGCAGAUGAUGGCCCCUCCACAUCGAAGCGUAGUCGUCCAACCGAAAUAGAAGACGACGACGACGAUGACUGUCUUGUGAUCGAAGAGGAAAACGAUGAGGAUGUAAUGGUCGUGGCCACAGAUAACCUUUCCGUAGAGAGUCCCGCCAAAACGGCCACCAAGCGAAAGCCCAGCGUAGCGAUCGAGGAUAUCACCGAGAUAUUGGACUCGUCCGACGAGGAGGAAGCCGGACCAACCAAAUGCAAACGUUCCAAGAUAGAACUGCCCGAUCUGAAGAUCAAUCAAAUGGAAGUCAUAAACAUUGAUUGAACAGAGUACAAUCUUUCCGUUUAAACAUUCUCUAACCAGUUCCAUGGAAUUUUCUGAAAUUUUAAGAAUAACGAUGCGAAUAAUUUAAAAUGA